This is a messenger RNA of Triplophysa dalaica, 3841 nucleotides long. It is a transcript of the gene atp13a2, whose product is annotated as ATPase cation transporting 13A2. Gene Ontology annotation, biological process: intracellular calcium ion homeostasis; autophagosome-lysosome fusion; regulation of mitochondrion organization. The transcript has 29 exons. The record is from RefSeq and is a predicted model, not a curated record. Gene Ontology annotation, molecular function: P-type ion transporter activity; ATPase-coupled monoatomic cation transmembrane transporter activity; ATP hydrolysis activity. NCBI's taxonomy places the organism in Eukaryota, Metazoa, Chordata, Actinopteri, Cypriniformes, Nemacheilidae. Gene Ontology annotation, cellular component: membrane. The coding region runs from base 121 to 3621 and encodes 1166 amino acids.
CAGAUCAUAAAGGAAGAAGGUCUAUAGCGUCACAUUCAUAGGAAAAUAGUUGAAUAAAAAGCUGUAUUAUGUCGCCAGGCUAGUAAGUAUGCGCGUUGGGACACUUGAACAAGUUCAAAGAUGGAUUCGCCGGGGAGCUGGGGUCAGGGGGCGGCUGGGCUGACCUCUCCAGAGACAGAACCCAUCGUAAAGGAUCCUGGGCCCAAGGAACUCGCCGCUGUCUCACAUAUGGAUGUUCAAGGGUACAGAUGGGUAUGCUGGAAGGUGUGGCUGUGUCGAAUCGGGGCAGUAUGUUCCUUAGGACUGCUGCUAUUGCUAUUAAAAUGGCGCCCUCGGCUCGGCAUAUUGGCCCGGUGCACCUCCUGUCCCAUUCCAAUGGCGGACGUUUUACUACUUAAGGACAGAUAUGGCCAGCAGUUUGUUAUAGAUGUGCAUACAGAAGAGAUUGAGGAAGGCGGUUUGGAGUAUGCAGUAGGAGAGGCAGAUGAAAAUGAAUGUAGAGACACUGUGCAGCUACACAAAGAAAAGAAAACACUGCUUAGAUAUUAUGUGUUUGAAGGCAUGCGUUACAUAUGGGUGUCCAAAAAAGGAGCUUACUGCAAAGCUAGUAUUCUCAAUGAGGGUUGGACCUGUGCUGACCUGCACGGCCGACAGCAAGGACUAAGUCGUGCAGACCAAAGUGCAAGAAAGCAGAUCUUUGGGGCCAAUAUUAUUGAUGUUCCCGUGAAGUCUUAUUUGCAACUUCUCAUUGAAGAGGUGCUCAAUCCCUUCUACAUUUUUCAAGUGUUUAGCAUCGUUCUGUGGGUAUCGGACAAAUACUACUAUUAUGCUGCUUGCAUAUUCAUCAUAUCCUUAAUUUCUAUCGCUGUGUCACUUUAUGAGAUUCGUAAGCAAAGCACUUCUCUCCACCGAAUGGCACGCUUAGUGGUGAACAUUACUGUGCGUAGAGAAACUGGAGAAGAGGAACAAGUGAGUUCAGAAGAGCUGGUACCAGGGGACUGUAUUGUGAUUCCAGCCGAAGGGCUUCUCCUGCCCUGUGAUGCCGGCCUGCUGGUUGGGGAGUGCAUGGUGAAUGAAAGCAUGCUCACUGGUGAGAGUAUACCUGUAAUGAAGACACCAUUAUCUGUGUCUGAGGAGACAUACAACGCAGAGUUGCAGCGCAGACAUACUUUGUUUUGUGGCACACAGGUCAUCCAGGCUAAAGGUGGCGGCCCUGAUGGCAAGGGGGCCAUAGCUGUUGUAACAUGCACAGGUUUUUUCACAGCCAAAGGUGACCUUAUUAGCUCUGUCCUCUACCCUCAACCGAUAGACUUCCGCUUCUAUAGGGACGCUAUGAAGUUUAUACUGUUCAUGGGGGUUUUGGCACUGGCUGGCACUAUAUACAGCCUUGUGAUACUUUCAAAGAGCAAUACUAACUGGCAAGAACUUCUCAUAAGGUCUCUGGACAUUGUGACAAUAAUUGUUCCACCUGCCCUUCCUGCCGCUAUGACUACAGCCACCAUUUACGCCCAGAAUCGGCUGAAGGGCCGUGGGGUGUUCUGCAUCAGCCCUCCUCGCAUUAACAUCUGUGGCAAGAUAUCACUGUUCUGUUUUGACAAGACUGGCACUCUUACGGAGGAAGGGCUGGAUGUGUGGGGUGUGAUGGAAGUUAGUGGUACAGGUUUUGCUGAGCUGGUUCCUGACCCUCAAGUUCUUCCUCCUGGACUAAUGCUCUCUGCACUCGCCUCCUGUCAUUCUUUGGCUUUGCUGGGGGGUCAACCGCUCGGAGACCCACUGGAGCUCAAAAUGAUCGAGUCCACCGGCUGGGAACUGACAGAGCCUGCAAAUGAGAUGGGACUUGACUCUGAAUUUGGGAGACAGAGAAUACAAGCAGUGAUGAGGCCUCCUGCAUCUGAAGGAACAUCUGUCCAUCAGCCAGUGGCGAUAGUUCGGCGAUAUCCUUUCUCAUCUACUCUCCAAAGGAUGAGUGUAGUGACUGUUGGCCCUGGAGGAGAUUCUCCCACCGCAUUUCUUAAAGGAGCACCUGAGAUGGUGGCCAGCUUCUGCCUUAGAGAAAGUGUGCCUACUCAUUUUUCACACACCUUACGGGAGUAUGCAAGCCAGGGCUUCAGGGUCUUAGGACUCGCCUACAAGCACCUUGCUGAGGAUACUGACACAAGCACUGUUGAAAGGGUGGCGUUUGAGAAAGACAUGAACUUCCUUGGUCUGCUAAUAAUGAAGAACCAAGUGAAGCCAGAGAGCGCAGAGGUCAUUCACGUUCUUAAACUGGCAAACCUUCGGCCUGUAAUGGUUACAGGUGACAACAUUCUCACAGCUGUAAAUGUAGCACGUGCAUGUGGAAUGGUGCUGUCACAUGAGAGGGUUAUUUUUGUUCAGGCAUCGCCCCCUACUCCAAACUCGUUGGCCUUACUACAGUUUCAUCAAGGAGAUGGUGUGGUAGCCAACGUUAAUACUCAAGAGUCUAUGGAUGGUCUUUCACAGGGCCUCUAUCAGAAUGAUGGGGGUUAUCACUUGGCUAUAAAUGGAAUAUCCUUUGCUGCACUUUGUGAUCAUUUCCCUGAAUAUGUACCCAAGGUCCUGAUGAGAGGGACAGUGUAUGCCCGCAUGACUCCGGAUCAGAAAACCCAGCUGGUAAAAGCACUGCAGAAACUCAAUUACAGGGUGGGGAUGUGUGGGGAUGGAGCCAAUGACUGUGGUGCUUUGAGGGCUGCAGAUGUCGGUGUGUCAUUAUCUGAGGCCGAGGCAUCUGUGGCUAGUCCUUUCACCUCCAAGUCUGACAACAUUAGUUGUGUACCUCUACUCAUUAAGGAAGGCAGAUGUUCACUCGUGACAUCAUUCAGUCUUUUUAAGUACAUGGCCUUGUACAGUAUAAUCCAGUUUGCAUCUGUGCUUAUUCUCUACACUGAGAAAACAAACUUGGGUGAUUUGCAGUUCCUCUUCAUUGAUUUGGUCCUGGUGACAGUUUUAGCUAUAGUGAUGGGAAGAGGAGGACCCAGCGAUGAGCUCCAUGCCCAGCGACCAGCCGCCAGUCUUCUCUCUCUGCCAGUUGUGGGUAGUCUACUGUUGCACACUGUGCUGAUAAUCCUAGCGCAGGUGUCUGCCCUCCUUAUCACUGUGUCACAAGACUGGUAUGUGCCUUUGAACGCCACUGUUACAGGGGCUGCAAACUUGCCUAACAUGGAGGAUACAAGUGUAUUUGCCUUAUCAGGUUUUCAGUAUAUCAUCAUGGCUAUUGUGAUAACUAAAGGAUAUCCUUACAAGAAACCACUGUUUUACAACGUUUUGUUCCUCAUCACACUGCUGAUCUUCUUUGCGUUGAUGCUCUGGCUAGUGCUUUACAGUCAUAGCGUCAUCCAUAGAAUUCUGAAGCUCUACAACAUUACUGAUAUGAAUUAUAAACUGCUACUAGUGGCUUUGGUUGCACUUAAUUUCUUCAUUUGUUACUUGCUUGAGCUUCUCAUUGACCGAGGUGCUCUGAACUGCCUUCGCAGUCUACGAGGGAAGCGCGAGUCCAAAAAACAGUUCAAACGUCUGGACGCACUGCUAGCAGAAACACCCUCAUGGCCGCCUCUGAACCAGACCCUGGUCCCACCACAGAGUACCAUCAUUGGUGUUAGCUAACACCUGCCUCCCGAUUUAACAUUCCGACUAUUUCUACUACACAUAUCCAAGGUUGCCAAAAUCUGAUACCUCUCACCUCUAAUAGAUGUGUGUGUAACAGAUGCCAUCCUUGUCUGCCUAUUAUAUAUGGCACUAACUUUCUUUUCAUACAGCAACUGGAGUGAACUUUUAAUGGUGUUUCUAAUGCAAAAUAUUGAAGGAAUUAAAUGUUAAACUAUUU